AUGAGCUCGAUGGCAGAGGCCAGUGAGGACUGGGAACAAGAGGAUGAGCUCGAUCUGGGUCCGCAGGAUGAAGAUUCCCAAGUUCCCGACCAUGAGCCUCUUCAAAGUCCCGGACCUUUCCUGGAUCCACUCGACGACUUCGACACAAUAGACACAAUAGAAGACCAUGCGCAAGACCAUGCAUCUGAGAAGACUGUCCAACCGGUCCGGGAUAGUCUUCCUCAAACCCCGCCAAACCGAAGCACGGAGUUCAUUGGGACCCCUGGAAGCCUGGAUGAGACCGCUUCCAUCCCCGAUGACUCUCCAUCAUUACAUGAUUCCAUAAUCUCGUCGCAGAGCAGCAGUGUAACGCUGCCUCGAGGCUCCCCGCGAGUCACACCCAGUCCUGUCCAUCGUCCGUUCGAUCUCCGCUUCCAGUCCCGUCUAUCUUCAUCUCCUCUUAGUGGAUCGCGAUCGGGCUCCCCGUUCCUGGCCCAUAUACACUCCCGACAAUCAUCGAUCACGAGUCAGGUGUCGCCAACCCCGGAAUCCGAACCAGAAUCACCUCCGAAUCCGUGGGAUGUGGUGCGAUGGACAAAGCUGCGAAAGAUUACGGGCCAGGCGUUUUCAGAGAUUGGGAGGCGCAAUUUUGGGCGACCAACUUGUUUGGCGGUGUCCACAAGCAUUGUGGUUGGCACCUCCAAGGGUAUCAUCCUUGUGUUUGAUUACCAGCAAAGCCUAAAGACCAUUAUCGGGACAGGCACAAAAGCUGUGGAAUGUGGUCCAAUAACUGCCCUCGCAUUAUCUGCAGACCAUUCCACUGUCGCAGGUGGUCAUGGAUCUGGCGAUAUCUUCACAUGGGAGAUAUCUCGCUCGGCAAGGCCUUUUCUCCAUAUCCCUCCAAUUCCAGCACACCAAUUGGAAACUCGGACAUCUGAUGGCCAUAUCUCAGGCUCGGCUGUCAUUCAUAUUGGAUUUCUAGGAACACGGCGAACUGCGGUGGUGUCCGCGGAUACGAGUGGAAUGGCAUUCUCUCAUUUGGCAACACGAGGGAUGGGAGCGGUUGCGAGAAUAGUGAAAACAACCCGAAUCCUUGGCCGAUACCCUCCGACUACUUUAGAGGAAGUAAGGCCACGGAAGCCCAGCUCAGUUUUGGCAUUUUCUCCCCUUCCGCUGGGAAAUGUAGAGCAACCAUCUGACUCAUUAGGUCUGGUUGCCAUGUUGACGCCUUAUCUCCUGGUUAUUGUAUCUACAACGCCCGUUGCACAGACACAACACAAAGCGCCGAGGCCGACGGAAGUUCCGGCUCAUAGCGCCAUGACCGGAGCUCUUGCUUGGUUCCCCGCCAUCCGACUGAAAGGAAAAGACAGCCAAACCUCCAAUACCAAGCUCGUUUAUUGUUGGUCAAAUGUUUUAACUGUGAUGGAAGUGACCGAAGCGGAAACGGACGAGCCUGUGAACCGAGACAAGCCGCCAAAUCUGGUUUUCAGCGCACGCAGCAGAUGGAAGGCGGAUGAGCCAAUCGUGGCCGUGCAAUGGCUGAGUCGCUCAGUCCUUGCAGUCUUGACCAUCACCCAGCGACUCCUCAUCAUUGAAGACUACUCCAUGCAUGUAACGGACUCGAUCGACCUUGUGAGUCGACAUAUUUACCAUGCCGAUCUAUUUUCAGCCCGGCUUCAUGCCUUGGUCGAGCAGUUGGAUGAGGAUGACACCUCCAUGCAUGGUGUAGUGGCAGAUGCAUUCUAUAUGAGCUUCCGUGCGUACAAAGGGCGUCUAUUUUUACUUGGGUAUAAUGAGGCGCUGGUCGGAAGUUUGUCGAACUGGGCUGAUCGACUUCUGGCACUUAUGGAAGCAGGUGAUUUUAUUGGUGCCAUUCGAUUGGCCACUUCCUUCUAUACGGGUGCUGCGGAGAAGUUAACAGUCGGCCUGCCCGAAGAGGAUUCCCUGAGACAACCAAUAGUCCAGGAAAAGCUGCUCGAGAUGAUUUCUGCUUCUCUCAAGUAUGCGUUCGGUCGUAAUGCCGAGGCAGAGAGUGGGAGACUGGGGAACCAGCAGCUGGAGGAGUUGGCUGAAGUAUCUAUAAAGGCUUGUAUCCACAUCGGAGAUUACGAGUUCCUCUGGGAGGAAAUAUUCACCUGGUUCGAGGAGAACGACUCAGCAGGAAUCUUCAUGGACGUUCUCGAGCCACGAAUCGUCGACGGGACGACUCGCUCACUUCCUCCGACCGCGGUCAAAGCUCUGAUCAAUCACUUUGUGGUCACCCAUUCGCCUGGUCGUCUGGAGGAAAUUAUUUGCCUCCUUGAAACCACGAAUAUGGACAUUGACCAAGUCACGACGCUAUGCAAGCAACACAAUCUUUAUGACGCGUAUAUAUACGUUUGGAACCGCUGUUUACAAGACUACAUCAGCCCUCUGGAGGAGCUUCUGCGUAUGAUCCCAUCCCAACCCGAACCUCUUGUCAAUGGAGAUUACGCCAAGGAGGUGGCCCGACAUACAAACGCAAUGAAAAUAUUUCCCUAUUUGUCAUUCGCCUUGACGAGUCGCAUCUACCCCACUGGGGACGAGAUGGAAGAAACCGAAGCCUUUCGUGCCAAAACCUCCUUGUAUCAAUAUCUUUUCUCCGGUCAACUGUCUGGCACAGUGCUAGGCGAAGCUUCCGAUGGUGACUCUUUCUCCCCACUCAGGGCUAUGUUGAAGUAUGAUGCGUCAAGCUUCAUGAGCAUGUUUAAUGAAGCGUUUGAAGAUAGCUUUUUGAACGAGCCAGAGUCGGAAGAGGCGCUCACCUCUGGCGUGUCGAUUAAUCGACAAUACCUGAUUAGCAUUUUGCUUCAAGUUAUGGAUGCAUCUUACUUUUCUCCUUCCGAUACUAUUUUCUUGGACAUGUUUGUUGCACGCAAUCUUCCCAAAUACCCACAGUAUAUUCUUCUCUCGGGCACGACGCUUCAUCAAGUUCUCCUCCGGCUGUGUCAGUAUCCGGAGCCCGACAUGGCUGAGGACUGUGAGCUGAGUGCCGAGUAUUUGUUAUCCUUCUAUCAUCCGCCAGACGUCCAGAGCCUGGUGCCGGUGUUCAAGAAAGCUCGAUUCUUCCGCAUUCUCAAAUCGACUUACCGCUCCGAGAAACAAUAUCCGGAAUGGAUUUUGGCGCACCUCGACGAUCCAAACGCUAAAGAGGCUAUUUUUACAUCCUUACAUGACUGUCUACGGUCAGGUUCUGCCCUUGGCAAGAAGCAACGCAAGGACGUUGUGGAAGUGGUGAAAGAGCAUGCUACCGAGAUCGCCGAGAUCGAUGUCAAGCAAUCAGCACAGACAAUACAAAACCUGGCUCCCGAACUACACCCUACAUUUUUACGGGCGCUGGAGCAGGAUCCACACAGCCAGUAUCAAUAUCUUUUGGUGCUCAUCGAGCCCACUGUCCAAAGCGGGGAAAGCCGAGCUCCGCCCACCGCUGAGAAUUGGAUGAUUGAACGGUACGUGCAGCUUCUCUGCAAAUACAACCCGUCCCACAUCGCGGAUUUUGUCGACGGUCUGCGCGUCGGCGAUUUCCACCUCGAUCAAUUGCUUCCGGCUAUUGAAGAGAGCGGGGCGAUUGAUGCCGCGGUGAUUCUGCUUGCACGGCAAGGCCAGCUUCGAGAGGCCUUCAGUCGCCUUAUCGCCCACCUUAGUACACUUGAGUCGGGCCUGGUUGGGAUCCUCCAGAGUAUGGGCGAGGCUCCGGACUCAUCUAGUGCGACCGAGGCCAUUGAUGACCUCCUGGAAUCGCUAAACAAGUACUCUGGCGUUGGAACGUGGCUCUGCCAAGGCCAAACCAAAAGUGCAUUGCAAUCUAGACCAAGCACCAACGGCCAGCGCGGUGUGCCUCCACUUGAACAACCACUGGCCCUUGACGAGGUUCUCUGGCUUGAUCUCAUCGAGACCGUAGUCCGGAUCGCGAGCAAUGUGUUUACAGUGAUGAGGGAGCACCACAUCGAAGAGUCGGAACAAUCCCAAUUUGUCGCUACCCCCAUGGGUGGGAACGUCGGUCCGUUGACCAUAUCCAUCCGCACUCUCGUCCAGCAGGUGUUCAGUUCCUUGCUGGCCAGCACGGUGAAAAGCAGCGGUGGAUCUGAACGGACGGAUCUGUCCUUCCUGCGGAUCCUCCGCGCAUUUCUCACUCAGGCGGCUCGCUGGUCACCCUCCCUGCUUGAGCUGCGUGCGGUGCUUGCCUCGGUCUUCUCAGCCUAUGCGUACGAGACAUCUCUCUUGUCGCUGGCAAAUGGGAUGUUGGAUCGCGACCUGUUCGUGCAUGUGGACGAAGUCACCCGCCUCCGGCAGCACGGGUGGCGUCCUCGCGGGCAGGUCUGUGAGAUUUGUCGUCGUCGGAUCUGGGGCCCCAGUGUUGGCUCGUCACACUGGACAUCCUGGCUGAAUAAACAGACGGACGACCACCAACGUCGUAUCGCGAAGCGUAUUGAAGAGAGUUAUGUCGCGGUCACGGAGCGGGGCAAAGGGAAGGCUGCAGCGGUGGGGGUGGGUCACUCGGGGGCUACCCAUGCCCCCCACCCCAAACCUGCCGACCCCGAGCAUGAGCACGAGGCUAAUGGGAACGGGGCCGAGGGACCCGCUGAGCCGAUUGUAGUAUUUUCCUGUCGACACCUUUAUCACCGACAGUGUGUUCUAGACGCUAUUCCUAUCCACGGGCCAAUCGAGAGUGCACUCCACCAUGAACGUUCCGACUGGUCUAGGGAUUUGUUCUGCCUGGCUUGUAUAUAG
Molecule: messenger RNA, 4728 nt
Organism: Penicillium odoratum
Lineage: Eukaryota; Fungi; Ascomycota; Eurotiomycetes; Eurotiales; Aspergillaceae
Product: CORVET complex membrane-binding subunit VPS8
Exons: 3
Coding region: 1-4728 (1575 amino acids)
Biological process (GO): endosomal vesicle fusion; protein targeting to vacuole
Cellular component (GO): late endosome; HOPS complex
Molecular function (GO): protein binding
Source: RefSeq, a predicted model, not a curated record